UUUUUGUACGCAUAUUAUUGUACAUUAAUUAGGUAAGUGUACUUUGUAAUUAGUUGGUCACCUAACAUGCAUGCAUCACCUAAAAAAAAAUACCCACAAAAACAAAACAAUGUAACUGUCUUGAGAGUGAAGGAGAACAUUUGCUUGGCCAUAUAAACUAAAGUCACCAGUUCCAACUGGCAUAUAAAUGUGGUUUGAGUCUGCAGUCUCCGUUCAGUCGACCCGCUGUGACAUUUGCAGAUGAGAUGGAGAGACGGUGAAAAUACUGAUUGAGGAUGAAGCGUCUUUUAUCCACUCGUAACCACCGGCCACAACAAAGACACUGCGAAUCAAGUUCAAUCUCUUUCAUUUCCUCUUCCACAGGAAAUUGCCUCAGAGGAAGCUGGUAGCUCACUGCUCACCACAGUAACGUUAUCUCUCUUCUAGCUCUCUUUUAUUAAAGAAACGGCAGCAUUUUGUGCACUGACAAGCAUGCACCAAAACCCAUAAACAAUAUGCAUCUGUCCUCAAAGGUGGUCAAAAAGCAGUUUUCACAAUUGCUCUCAAUUUAUUUUGCUUACAAUGAUGUUUAAAUAAAUAAUGCCAACAUUUAGGUUCAUAUUUUAUGACAAUUAUUGCUCUAAUCUCACUACCUUUUUCUUGCUUUCUAUCUUUAACAUGUUUCUAAAUCCUGGCUCUGAAGGAUUAACUGUACAAAGGCCUUUAUAUCUUACAAAAAUGAUUGGUGCUGUUUGUUAUUAUCUCCCCCUCGUCACCAUCAAGCUGGAAAAUGAAGCACCAUUUAUGGAAAUCUUGAAAUCUGAAUUGUUUUGCUCUAGAUUCAUUUCUCCUAGAAGGUGAGAUGAGCUUAUCAACUUCAGUCACGGCUUGGACGUGUCGACAUUUCUUAAUGGGACAGCUGUCCCCUCAAAAGCUAAUAUGAGGGAUUGCCUACCCUGUGAGAAAGUGGCCCUUCAACGUCAUUCGUCACAGUAUAUAAUCCCAGCUCUGAUACUGCCGGGGGAGGAGUGUCAGAUACUGUGGCACAUGCAAAGAGCUCCCAGUGAUAUCUGAAGGGGCCGCUUAAGGGGAUAUCGUCUGAGACAAUAGUACCUUUGCCAUAUGAAAUGCAGGGAAAGAAGUCAUCUCAAGAGACAGCAACUAUGUCCUCUGAACUACAAACUAACCCGAAGGGGCCCCAGACAGCCCCUAAAUCACCAGUUGGGCUUCUUAGGAAGAGGGGUCAAGAAGCAAUCCCUAAGAUGCAACCUGCUAUGAUGAUGUUCUCCAGCAAAUACUGGGCUCGGCGAGGUCUAUCUUUGGAUUCAGCAAUGUAUGAUCAACAACACCUUGCAGCCUCCAUGCUCCGCAGGACAUCCUUUAAUCGGAUAGAUGAAAGACCUGAUAAAGAAGAACCAAAAUCCACCCAUGACCUUGGGAAAUUAGCAGUGAUUUUCUCUCUGAAGAAUGAAGUAGGCUGUCUGGUGAAAGCGCUGAGGCUCUUUCAGGAGAAGCAUGUGAAUUUGUCCCACAUUGAGUCUCGGAGAUCCAAGAGAGUCACCAAUGAGGUGGAGAUUUAUGCAGAGUGCAACUGCACAAAGAAAGAGUUCAGUGAGUUGGUGCAGCACCUGAAAGACCACGUCAACAUUGUCUCAUAUAACACACCUCAACAUGUGUGGUCUGCUGACACCGACUGUUUGGACUGUGUGUGUGUUUUGGGUGGCUUGCCAGAUGGGGAAGGAAUACCGUGGUUUCCCCAAAAGAUCUCAGAGCUGGACCAAUGCUCUCAUAGAGUGCUAAUGUAUGGCUCAGAACUGGAUGCUGACCAUCCAGGCUUUAAAGACAAAGUGUAUCGGGAGAGAAGGAAGUACUUUGUGGAAGUUGCGAUGAACUACAAAUUUGGGCAGCCCAUCCCACAGAUCAAGUACACACCAGAGGAAGUGAAGACCUGGGGAGUAAUUUUCAGAGAACUUACAAAACUCUAUCCAACUCACGCCUGCCGCGAGUACUUAAAAAACCUCCCUCUUCUUGCAAAGCAUUGUGGAUACAGGGAGGACAACAUCCCACAGCUGGAAGAUGUGUCUCGAUUCUUACGUGAGAGGUCGGGUUUUACCGUACGACCUGUGGCUGGAUAUCUGUCACCACGCGACUUUCUGGCCGGUUUGGCUUAUCGAGUGUUUAAUUGCACUCAGUAUAUUCGUCACAGCACUGAUCCACUCUACACACCAGAACCGGACACCUGCCAUGAACUGCUGGGUCACGUGCCACUCCUGGCCGAUCCCAAGUUUGCUCAGUUUUCUCAAGAGAUUGGCCUUGCAUCUCUAGGUGCUUCAGAUGAGGAUGUGCAAAAGCUGGCAACAUGCUAUUUUUUCACAAUUGAAUUUGGACUGUGCAAACAAGACGGUCAGUUGAGAGCCUAUGGAGCAGGUCUACUGUCUUCUAUUGGAGAGUUGAGACAUGCGCUAUCUGACAAAGCAACAGUGAAGAUGUUUGAUCCCAAAACCACAUGCUACCAGGAGUGCCUCAUUACAACAUUUCAAGAUGUUUAUUUUGUCUCAGAGAGUUUCGAAGAGGCAAAAGAGAAAAUGAGGGAAUUUGCUAAAACAAUAAAGAGGCCCUUUUCUGUCUACUACAACCCGUACACCCAGAGCAUCGAUUUAUUGAAGGACACCAGGAGCAUUGAGAACGUGGUUCAAGAUCUACGCAGCGACCUAACCACUGUCUGCGAUGCCCUGGGAAAAAUGAACACGUACCUCGGUAUCUAGCUAAUCAGAUUCAUCAGUGCUUUACUGUAGACUAAAACUGCAGCUGUUUUACAUUAUUAAAUUCAAAUUCCAUUAUCUGGGUUAAACGUCUAUUAGUCUUGCCUUUUUAUGAGGAUGUAUGCCACGUAAAUUAAGGUGUGAAAUAUUGAACCCGUAGUCAUAAGGCAUUCAAACCCAGUCAUCAUUUCAAUGUAUUAAGACACUAAAUGAACAACAAAGGAAAAGAAAGGAUUUAAUAUUUAUUUAGUCUUUGCCUCUUCGUGCCGAAUUUUCUGCUUAAAACAGAGUUACAAAAUUUGUGUUUUAUUUUGGCCUCAUAGUAAGUGAAGGCAAUUGGUAUGUACACUUAAUAAUGAUUAAAAAAAAUGAAUGAAAAAAAAAUCACCUGUUAAGUGCUAUACUGAUUCAAGUGGCAUUCUCUAUUUGCAAAGAGUAUGUAUGUGGUUGCUUGCUUUACUUGUUGAAAAGCCAUCAUGUCAGUCAAUAAAGCAUUAUA
This is a messenger RNA of Cyprinus carpio (common carp), 3240 nucleotides long. RefSeq names its product tryptophan 5-hydroxylase 2-like. Gene Ontology annotation, cellular component: neuron projection. NCBI's taxonomy places the organism in Eukaryota, Metazoa, Chordata, Actinopteri, Cypriniformes, Cyprinidae. The record is from RefSeq and is a predicted model, not a curated record. Gene Ontology annotation, biological process: serotonin biosynthetic process; aromatic amino acid metabolic process. Gene Ontology annotation, molecular function: tryptophan 5-monooxygenase activity; iron ion binding.